Panicum virgatum (switchgrass) is the source of this 1110-nucleotide messenger RNA. RefSeq lists its product as uncharacterized. Lineage: Eukaryota; Viridiplantae; Streptophyta; Magnoliopsida; Poales; Poaceae. The transcript is spliced from 2 exons. The record is from RefSeq and is a predicted model, not a curated record. Bases 1 to 1110 code for a protein of 369 amino acids.
AUGCUCGGCUCCUCUGACUCCGUCCUCCCGGUCUUCAUCAACCCGUACGCCUCCGUCAACAUCAAGACCCACAUCCCCAUCAAGCUCGACCUCCGGCUGCCAAACUACAACAAGUGGAACGUCUUCUUCACCGCCAUGUGCGGCAAGUUCGACCUUCUAGGACACAUCGACGGCACCAUCACGUCCCGUCCGACUGAUCCCACCUGGAAUCAGCCGGACGCUUGUGUGCGCAGCUGGAUGUACGGCUCCGUCUCCGAUGGGGUUCUUGACCUCGCCAUGGCGCCAGAUCAGACCGCCCGUGCUCUCUACACGGCUAUCCGUGAUCUGUUCCAGGCGAACCAGGAGCCGCGCGCCGUCAUCUUGAACCAGGAGUUCUCCUCCUUGUCUCAGGGUGACCUUCCCAUCGAGGCUUACGCCUCGCAGCUGAAGCAGACUGCCGACGCUCUUCGCGACGUCGGCCACCCCAUCUUGGAUCGCCAACUGGUGCUCAACCUGCUGAACGGCAUCAACCCACGCCUCGCCAACACCGCCGACAUCAUCGCCAACACGAGGCCACUACCGACCUUCACCGAGGCAGUGAACAUGCUUCGCCUGAAGGAACUUUGCCUCGCCAACGACAACAAGACCUUAGAAGCGGGCGCACCGUCCUCGCCGCUUGGGCCCGGCUCCGGUGGGGCGGGGGCGCCGCCGCCGCUGCCCGCCCGGGCGGCCUCCCACCUCCGGCUGGCCCUCGCGUGGCUGGCUGCCGGCCCGGGGCGCCGCCGCUCGCGCCUGCCUGGCCCGCUGGCGGGCUGCCCUUGCAGCUGGAGCCUCGGCUCCAGUGUGGCGGGCGGCGCCGCCACCGGCCCCGGGGCUCAGCCCUGCUUUGGGGCAGCCUGUGGCCUCGUGGCCGCCGCCGCCGUUCGGUCCAGGGCGGGUAUUGCGCCUCCGGUGGCCGCGCCGUCGUCACUGUCGCUCACCCUGUUGCUGGUUGCCGUUCUAGACGUCCGUGCCUUGGGGUCUGCGGCCGGCCCUCCGGCGGGCUCUUCUACGCUUUGCCGUUCCUCGGCCUUUGGCUUCGGGGAGGGUUCAGGUGGAGGCGAAAGCCUAGGUCUGCUUGCAGACCAAUGA